CACGAACUUUGCGACCAACAUCCAGCAUCAGAUAUCUCGGACGAUCUGGAACCGCUGCUUAUCUGAUGUGGGACACCUUGGCGCCGCCUUAUUCCGAUAGCCAAAUCCGUAAAUCCGAUCCCAACGUGUGUGGGACAAAUGGGACGAAGGAAAGCCCCACAUGUGGAUGCCGAACUCGAAGCCGCAGGUUGGUUCAUGUCGCCAUUCCACGCUCACGUAACGAUGAUUCGGAAAUACAAUUCUCUGAUAAUCGUUGACAAAGCCCCAUCUCCUCCACAACGAAUAAUAUGGCCAUAGCACUGCAAGCAAAAUUCAACGACCGUUGGUGGCAGUCCCUUGAGACACGACUGAAGUGUCAAAUCUGCAAGAGAAGGAACUCCUUGACGCUGCGCAAGACAGGGUUACAACCACACAACCGCCAUGAAUGAUAAAAAUGGCUCUUUGGAGCCGAAGGAGGAGAUGUCACAAUCGCCAUCGUCAUUCAGUUCAUCGACCUCAGGACUGUCUCGCCACCCUACGCACACGUCUACACGACCUCCUAAAAAUGAAGGCGAUCUUGAGCUGGCACGAACCAAGUCUAUUGCGCAGACGAUGUCACCGUUGCGCGAGUUUCUAUUCGUUGCGUUGCUGUGUUCAGCACAAUUCGUGACGCAGGCCGGACUGGUGAACACGCUGAACAUCCUGCACAUUAUCGGCGACGACCUCGGCAUCACCGACCCUGGCGUUCUGUCAUGGCUCAUUGCCGGCUACUCGCUGACAGUUGGCACUUUCAUUCUCCUGUCAGGCCGCUGCGGUGACCUAUUCGGAUACAAGACCAUGGUCAUUGUAGGGUUUGGUUGGUUUGCGAUAUGGAACGUUGUGGCUGGGUGCAGCGUGUACGCGCCUGGAAACGGCGGACAGGUUCUCUUUAUCUUCGCAAGAGUCCUAAGCGGCAUUGGGCCAGCUAUCUUAUUGCCAAAUGCGCUGGGCCUCCUUGGCGCAACUUAUGACGAAGGGAGGAGGAAAGAUAUGGUGUUCUCCCUCUUUGGCGCUUGCGCACCAAGUGGCGCUGUUGUGGGUGGUACGUUUGCUGGGCUCUGGUCGCUUCUCUGGUGGCCUUGGACGUUCUGGACAUUUGGCAUUGCUCUAGCCUGUCUUGGUGGCCUUUCAUACUUCAUCUUGCCAGCCGUUCCGCUCAAGGAAGAAGAUCAAGGUCUCACUUUCGCACAGAGGAUAGGCGAGCUCGACUUGCUCGGUGCGACUGUAGGAAUCACGGCCAUGAUCUUGUUCAACUUUGCCUGGAACCAGGCGCCUGGCUUUGGCUGGGAGCAGCCUUACAUCUACGUUCUACUCAUCGUGGGAAUCUUGCUUUUCCCUGUGUUCUUCUGGGUUGAGCUCAAGGUGUCGAAACACCCGCUGAUCCCAUUCGAUGCUCUGAGCACAGACGUAACGUUUGUGAUGAUCUGCGAGAUGUGUGGCUGGGCAGCCUUCGGCAUCUUCAUUUACUACUUUAUCCAAAUCCUCCAGCAGCUGCGAGGAACCUCGCCACUUCUCACGAUGGCCCAGCUAUGCCCAGUCACCAUCUCUGGCUUUAUCGCCGCGAUUACCACCGGCCACGUCAUCUCGCGCAUUGGCCCCGGCUGGGUGAUGCUCAUCUCUAUGUGCGCAUUCACGGUCGGUAGCAUCCUCGUUGCAACGAUGCCUCCUCACCAGGUCUACUGGGCGCAAUCCUUCGUCGUCACACUCAUCAUCCCGUGGGGCAUGGACAUGAGCUUCCCCGCUGGUACACUCAUCAUGAGUAAUGCUGUCGAAAAGCGACAUCAGGGCAUGGCAGCAAGCUUGGUUAAUACCGUAGUUAACUACAGCAUCAGCAUUGGAGUUGGUAUUGCAGGCACGGUCGAGACGCAUAUCAACCACGGUGGACUCACCGAAGAAGAUGAGCUUAGAGGGUACCGCGGAGCGAUGUAUCUGGGUAUCGGUUUGGGCACAAUGGGAGUCAUUACCAGCGUACUUUUCUUGCUGAAAUUGCGGGUGCGCGAGAAGCGCAUGACAAACCGGUCGUGAUAGGGCAUGACUUGUGGAUGUCACCAACGUCUAGACAGCAAGCAACACAUAUCUGAACCUCAGCC
This is a messenger RNA of Macroventuria anomochaeta, 2108 nucleotides long. RefSeq lists its product as uncharacterized. The coding region runs from base 421 to 2043 and encodes 540 amino acids. Lineage: Eukaryota; Fungi; Ascomycota; Dothideomycetes; Pleosporales; Didymellaceae. Gene Ontology annotation, cellular component: membrane. The record is from RefSeq and is a predicted model, not a curated record. Gene Ontology annotation, molecular function: transmembrane transporter activity. Gene Ontology annotation, biological process: transmembrane transport. The transcript has 3 exons.